UGCAGCUAAAUAUUGCGGCGUUAUUCUGCAAGGCGGAGGUUGAAUAUUCACGUUUGUUUUCAACUUUGACAUCGCUACUUGCAGUUAUUAUGGCUUCUCAUAAAAAUAACUGAGUGCAAACGGUUCAAGACAAAUUUCUAUUCCGUGUAUACAUCGAUUCAGCAAUAAAAUAGCAUGGCAGAAGGACGGAGCUUAGCAUCGCGCACCCUGCUUUGUUUACUUCGCUUAUUUUUCGUCACUGAUAUUGUUUUGGGGCAAAUUCAAUAUUCAAUUCCGGAGGAACUAGAGCAUGGAGCUUUCGUGGGGAAUAUUGCCGAAGAUUUAAAGUUAAGUAUUAGGAGACUGGUCACUCGCAAAUUUCGUCUCGUCACUGAUGAGACGAGUAAAUACUUCGAUGUCGACUUAGAAAAUGGGAUUUUAUUUGUUUCUGAAAUAAUAGAAAGAGAACAAAUUUGUGGGCAUAUUUCAACCUGCGUAAUUUCAUUUGAAGUUGUGAUGGAAAAUCCUUUGGAAAUAUAUAGCGUUGACGUGGAGGUGAGAGAUAUAAAUGACAAUUCACCUACAUUUGUAAAGGACAAGAUUUUCGUGGAAAUCGCAGAGUCAUUUGCCCCAGGAGCGCGCUUUCCUCUGGAGGGCGCACAAGAUUUGGAUGUAGGCAGCAAUUCUGUCAGCGCUUACCGGAUCAGUUCGAAUGAAUACUUCGGUCUCAACACACAGACCCGAAGUGACGGCAGUAUAGUUGUUGAGUUGUUAUUAGAGAGGUCUUUGGACCGAGAAAAAGAUUCGACAUUUCAUCUUGUACUGACGGCGAUGGACGGUGGCAUUCCGGAGCAAUCGGGUACAGCCGAAAUAAUAGUUACAGUUCUGGAUGCGAAUGACAACGCGCCUGUGUUCGAACACGAAAAGUAUGAAGUCAGCUUGCUCGAGAAUGUCCCGCAAGGCUUUUUGGUCAUCCAGCUCAAAGCGAAUGAUGCAGAUGAAGGGACGAAUGCUGAGGUACAAUAUUUUUUCAACACACAUACAUCUCAAAGGGUGCGUCAGCUGUUCAGGCUGAACGCUGAAAGUGGAGAAAUUGAAGUUCAAGGUGUUCUAGACUUUGAAGAGUCAAUUGUUUACGAAAUUGAAGUACAAGCUGCAGAUAAAGGCGCGUUAUCACUGGCGGGACACACUCAAGUCCGGGUCACAUUAAUUGAUGUCAAUGACAACACGCCCGAAGUUAAAGUGACCUCCGUAUCCAAUGCAAUCCCUGAAGAUGCGGCGUUAGGUACGACAAUAGCUUUAAUUAGUGUAACGGAUAGAGAUACUGGAGACAAUGGGCGAGUUGAUUGUCAAGUGCUUACGGGCAGUCCUUUUAAACUCCAAGAAUCUCUGAAGAGCCAGUAUAAGUUAAUUACAAAUGGCAUACUAGAUCGUGAAAUGGUUCCUUUGUACAAUGUGACUAUUAUUGCUUGGGACGCUGGGAUUCCACCUCUUUACACAAAUAAAACUAUUGUGGUGUUCGUAACAGAUAUAAAUGACAAUACGCCGAGGUUUACGCAGUCUUUAUAUACUGUAUACGUGAAAGAGAACAAUGCUCGGGGUAUUUCAUUCUUUACAGUUACGGCUUUGGAUCCCGAUUUUGGACAAAAUUCGCGCGUAUCCUAUUCUAUUCUGGGUAACCAAUACGAAGAUUUUUCAGUUCCAAUUUAUAUUGAUAUUAAUUCCAACGAUGGAAGCAUCUAUGCGCUACGUUCUUUUGACUAUGAACAAACAAAAAGCUUUCAAAUUCGCGUGCAAGCAACGGAUAAUGGAAUUCCUAAACUGAGUAGUAGCACUACUGUUACUGUGACUGUUCUCGAUGAAAACGACAAUGCCCCCGUAAUCAUUUCUCCUAUAACGAGAAAUGGUUCGGCGACGUUGCAAAAGGUACCUCAAUCAGCAUUUCCGGGAUAUUUAGUUACCAAGAUAAUCGCGUCUGAUGCAGAUUCUGGCCAGAAUGCACGACUUUCCUUUCAAUUACUUGGAGCUACAGACAGUAGUCUAGUCAGUUUAGGGCCUCAAUCUGGGGAAAUCAAGUUAGCUCGGCCACUUACUGAUAAAGAUCUCACUACACAACGUCUGAAUAUCCUCGUGCAGGACAACGGAGAGCCAAACCUUUCGAGCAAAGCAUCCUUAUUUUUUUCAAUAAUGAGCAGCGCUAAUGAAACAUUCGUUGAAUCGCGUGAUUUCCUUAAGAAAACCGAGUACUUUUCAGAUCUUAAUUUCUAUUUAAUAAUUACUUUGGGGACAAUUUCCUUGAUAUUUUUUGUGGCAAUUAUCAUCCUUUUUGUCGUUAAAUUGCGUCAAGGUACACACGUUCGUGACCCCUGA
Molecule: messenger RNA, 2349 nt
Organism: Chiloscyllium plagiosum (whitespotted bambooshark)
Lineage: Eukaryota; Metazoa; Chordata; Chondrichthyes; Orectolobiformes; Hemiscylliidae
Source: RefSeq, a predicted model, not a curated record